Messenger RNA from Rotaria sp. Silwood1, 240 nucleotides. The record is from the annotation of a GenBank genome assembly. Lineage: Eukaryota; Metazoa; Rotifera; Eurotatoria; Philodinida; Philodinidae.
AUGGUAUUACAUAAUUGCAAUAAUCUUGAACCUCGAGCUAAUGGACAAAUAAAAUUAUUUUACAUGGAUAAUCGUACAUUCAUAUUUCAUAAUGCUCAAGAUUUUUACAUGCUACUCUGCGAUCGAUUAUAUAAUUUAAAAAGACUAUCAUUUGGUAUCUAUGAUUCAUGGAAUGAAUGGAGUUGGAAACCAUCAAGUAGACGACAAUUAUAUGAACAAUUACUUAGUCGACCUUAUUGA